This is a messenger RNA of Phyllopteryx taeniolatus (common seadragon), 5459 nucleotides long. It is a transcript of the gene sh3pxd2b, whose product is annotated as SH3 and PX domains 2B. Gene Ontology annotation, cellular component: cytoplasm. Gene Ontology annotation, molecular function: phosphatidylinositol binding; superoxide-generating NADPH oxidase activator activity; protein binding. The record is from RefSeq and is a predicted model, not a curated record. Gene Ontology annotation, biological process: superoxide anion generation. NCBI's taxonomy places the organism in Eukaryota, Metazoa, Chordata, Actinopteri, Syngnathiformes, Syngnathidae. Bases 373 to 3159 code for a protein of 928 amino acids. The transcript is spliced from 15 exons.
UGCAGUGGGGGAGGUCCGGACUUCGUACAUGAAGCUUUUUUUCUUUUCUUUUCUUUUUUUUUCUCAGUGGACCGUCCCACUUGGAGGCAAAGUGGGCGAGCUGGGAUAGGCUGGGAAUGUGCUUGUUCCGCCGAGAAAGAGAGAAAUUUACAGAAAAGGGAGAGGAGCGAAGUAGGAAGUCUCCAACUUCGUGACGGGGGGACGGGAAAUAGGACGGACUCACCGGAGGAGAAAGAGGGAAUUCGGAGGUGCACAUCUGGAAGACGCGGAUGACUAAAAACCGUCACGGUGCAAACUUUUCUAACCGCUCACUUAAGAAAAACAAAUACAUCAGAUUGAGCUUUUUGGAGGCCGAACACUGAGGAGGACAUCAUGCCGAGGAGGACCGUGCAAGAAGUGACCGUUCAAGAUGUCCAAAAACGGAGAAACCCCAGCAAACAUUACGUUUACAUCAUCAAAGUGUCCUGGACCGAUGACAGCACGGAACUCAUUUACAGACGCUACAGCAAAUUUUUCGACCUGCAGAUGGAACUGCUGGAUAAAUUCCCCGUCGAAGGAGGUCAGAAAGACCCCAAGCGGAGGAUCAUCCCAUUCCUACCGGGGAAGAUCUUGUUUCGGAGGAGCCAUAUUAGAGAUGUGGCCAUGAAAAGGCUAAGGCCUAUCAAUGAGUACUGCAGGGCCCUCAUCCAGCUCCCAGUCUACAUCUCACAGUGCGAGGAGGUCAGAUUGUUUUUUGAGACCAGACCAGAAGACCUCAACCCACCCAAGGAGGAACCAGCAGGAAAGAAGAAAUCAGGGUUUGCAGAGAGAGCGACUACUUUCCUAAAGCGAGGAGACGGCACUUCAGCUGACCCGCUUCUUUUGGACCAGUAUGUGGCAGUAACGGACUACGAGAAGCAGGAGAGCUCCGAGAUCAGUCUCCACGUGGGUCAAGUGGUGGAGGUCAUUGAGAAAAAUGAGUCCGGCUGGUGGUUCGUGAGUUCAGAAGACGCGCAGGGCUGGGUUCCUGCCACCUGCCUCGAGGCCCAGGAUGACCCUGAUGACUUCACUCUUCCAGGAGAAGAAGCGCCUCAGAGAUUCUGGUCUUUGCCGAGGCACGUGGGCCGCCGCCGCACUUUAGGGGAUCUUUUCAGCACGGGCUUUGGGCAAGAAGAGAAAUAUUCCGUAGUUUAUCCUUACUCAGCCCGGGACCAAGACGAGAUCGACCUGGAGAGAGGAAUGAUUGUGGAGGUCAUUCAGAAGAACUUGGAGGGCUGGUGGAAGAUCAGGUACCAGGGAUGCGAGGGCUGGGCCCCAGCUUCUUACCUGAAGAAGGCUGACAUUCAGAGCCAGAAGCAGGCGGCGGGCGGUGCCGCACACGCCAGCACCAACGACCUGGAUGGAUUCUCCAAACAGAGCCAGUCGACCCGAGAGAACCGAGACGGCAGCCAGAAAGAAAACAGACUCUCGUUCUUUUCCGAUAACAAGAAAUUUGGACUAAGACAAAGACCUCCUCCACGCAGAGAUCUUUCCAUACCACGUGGUACAAACCUUCCCAAGCCGCCCGGUCCUCCACAGGUCGAGGAAGAGUUCUACACAAUAGCGGAUUUCCAGACCACCAUCCCUGAUGGGAUUAGCUUCCAGGCUGGAGUCAAAGUGGAGGUGAUUGAGAAGAAUGGCAGUGGCUGGUGGUACAUUCAAAUAGACGAGCAAGAAGGUUGGGCCCCGGCUACAUUUAUUGAGAAGUACAAGAAGACAAGUAAUGCCGUACGGCCCAACUUCUUGGCGCCUCUGCCCAAUGAGAUGGAGAGGCUGCGACUGGAGGACAGCGGUUCUUCAAAUGUCCCGGGCACAGAUGAUAGCUGGUCUAAGCCUUUACCGGAUGAGCCCACCGGAGCCCCCGAAUCCUGCACACGAGCUAAGCUGAGAGACUGGAAGUCUGGCGCGACCAAGUUUCCUGCCUUCUCUGGACCACUGCCUCCAGCUCCUGUGGCGCCACCUGAUGAUAAACCAGCUCUACCACCGCGAAGGGAGUCCAUCAAUAAGAGCUUUGACAUUGAUGUGGCAGAGAAACUGGCCAGACCAGAUCAUUCCAAGCCUAUGCCCCCUAAACCACCAGCUCCUGGGGUCAUCAUGCCCCUGGGUCCGCCAAAGGCAGCACCUUUCAAAGCAGACAAACCACCAGAACCAAAGAAAGAUGACAAGAGUAAAGCGCUUCACCUUCGCAAUGAGAUGGGUCUGGAAUGUGGUCACAAGGUCUCUGCCAAAGAGGUCAAGAAGUUUAACCUGAAGCCGGUACCAAAGCAGCCACCAAAACCCAAGCCUGAAGUUACAGAAGAGAAACCAGAGGCAGCUUCUCCACCCGUAUUUAUGAAGCCAAAGCCGGUGAUCCGACCUAAACCCAUUCCAGCCGCGAAGCCGGAUCCGCCAGCAGAGAACAAAGUCGACAUCACCAACCUGAGAAGUAAGCUGAGAUCUUCGAAACCCACGGAUCCCGGCUCUUCUUCAGGGGAGGUCAACCAUCAGAACGAUACCCUGGCAGUCCAUGCUAGUGCACCACCCUUUCAUAUCUCAUCUCUGAAUAAUGGCAAGAACUGCGAUGAACCAAAACUCCCCCCUAAACACGUGAACGGUCAUAGUCAAGAGAGCUCGCCACCCCCUGCAAAACCAGCAGUGCCUCCCCACAAGGAGGCCCCUCUGAGACCCCCGGCCUUGGCUCCGAGAAGACCUCCUCCUCCAAAGAAGAACACCCCAUCCAGCCCAACAGAGAGCAAACCACCAACCGCUUUAAAAGACUCUCAAGAUCCCCCUAAGAGCGGACCAGCUCAACUCAACAGACCCCCGCCGCCUAAACCAAAGGGCUUUUCUCCCGCUAUCCCAAGCAAGGAAAAAGAAGAACCCAAGGGUAAUAAAAUCACAAUUCCCCCCAAACUCCAGGUGAAGAGCGACAAGCCCGGCCCGCCCAGAGACAAGCUCCCACCUUUGCUCAAGGAGUCCAGCAAGGAUGAGCUGUACUUGGCCGUGGCGGACUUUGAUGGCGACGACCCGACGUCCAGCUUCAAGGUGGGGACGCUCUUUGAGGUGCUGGAGAAGAACAGCAGUGGCUGGUGGUUCUGCAAGAACAUAGGAGCAGAUGUGGAGGGCUGGAUCCCUUCGAAUUACUUGAGCAAGAAACCUUGAGGCACUCAUAUACAAAAAGAUUAAAACCUACAAAAAAAAAAAAAAAAAACACUUUUUUUGUUGCUAGAAUUCAUUUUUAAUUUAUAGGUACAUUUUGUUUUUCUUUUUCUACUUAAACAAUAGUAACACAUUUUGAGGGUGGGGCUUUCCUUCUCUUAAUUUAACUAUGACAUUAAAACCUUUUGUUCCUUUUGUCAAAUACUGGUUUACCCUUGCAUUAGCAUUAAAGAGGAGUCCUAGCGUACCAUUACAAUUUGCAGAGAGAUUCCCUCAAGCGUACGUGACGUAACCCAAAUCUGUCUCAAGAAACCAGAAUCAAUGUAUUCUAAUAACGUGACAAAAACAUUUAAAAAAAAUGAAAUAUACAGUAUCAUACUCACCAGGGAUGCGUGUGUAUCCCAACUGACUUUUUUGGAGCCGAACGUAGCUCGCUCUGACCAACCAAUCAGAGGACAAAACAUUGCAGACGUCCCACCACUGAGUCUCAUGCAAUGAUAAAGCCACAAUUACAGUCAAUAAUUUUCAGAAUCACAAUCAUAUUUAUUUGCCAAGUAUGUCAAAAACAUACAAGGAAUUUUGUCUCCUGUAUUUGGAGCCGCUCUAAUAUAACAGCACGUACUUCUAGGCCAUAAAUAUAAAACAAACAAAUGAAAAACAGUAAGUGCGGCCUUAAAUGAGCGAACCUUCUUGUGCCCCGUGAUGACGUAUUCUUACGCUGCUGCGCAAAUUAGCUCAUUGUGCGCCGUUUGUCACCUCGAAGCGUCGUACGUCAGAGACAGUGUCCGAGAUGCCCGUUAACCACGCCUUCUCUAAUGGUAGUGUCACUUUAUAUGCAAAAUGCUUAAUAUGCAGGAUUCAAGAGUAGACUCCCCACAGUAGCACAAAAAAAAUACACUUAACAAAUUGCUGGGAUUUCUUUAGUAAUAAACAAAUAGUUUUGUUUAUUGAGGGUCAACAGGCUUUAGUGUUAAAAGCAAUCACUACAAGAGUUCACUUUGCCAAGUGGAAGUGCUUUGUUCAUGAUGGUCACGCAUGUUCAUUUUUUGCUUUUGGAACGUUUCCUUUUAUUGAUAUUUAACUUUGCCUUGAUGUGUAACGUAUGUUUUCUUUUUACAUGAGGUCAGGCCAAGAUUUGCACAUGCUCAAAGAGGUAAAAACGGUUAACAACAUUUUUUUAUUUCACAUACCGAAUUUCCUCAAAUAGUGGACUCUGCUCUGAUAGACACCCUGACCCUGUUAAUUCGCCAGGUGCAUUGUUAACUUGAAUAAAUACAACAAUGCAUCUCUUUAUAGCUCUCAUUACUAUUAUCGUUUUUUUGGUUUUUUUUAACCAGAACCCACAACCUCUCUAAAGCUGACCUUCAGUAGUACUGCUUGUAGAGUGGAUUUAUUCCACGUAGGGCCAGCACAAUAGUGUCCUUCACAAAUAAUAAAGCUAUGAAUCUAUCUAUGAAUAAAAGAGUGUGUUACACAAUAACUCUAUAUAUUUAUUAUAAUAAAUAUUGUUUUAAAAUAAAUACAUGUGGAAAUUAUUUCAGAAAAAAAUAUUAAAAAUGCUUCUGUAAAAUAAAGGCCACCUGCCAAUGGUUGGUACUUUCUGCAGUUGAGUAUCUAUAUAUAUAUAUAUAGGCCGCUAAAUGAGGAUGUGCGGUAAAUGGAAAUUGUUUGGUACAUCAUAACUGAAAAAGUAGGGUUCUAAAAAAAAUAAAUUAACAUCCGACCAAGUGGUCAGUGCAAUUAUUUACAUUAUUGUCAAUGUCCCAGUUUGAUGUUCAGAUAACAGCGAUUUAAAAAAAAAAAAAUUGGUAUCUGACCUAUGUACAGUACAAAAUAUUGUUUUACGUAAAGGCUUGACUGGUCUCAAGCACGGUCAGUAUGUCAAAAAUAUUUUUUAUUGUAAAGACUAUCUUAAAUGUGGUCAAUUUUCUUAUUAACUAUCGUUUGACUUUGUUUAUUGAUGAAGGAACUCGGAGAGAUUAGUGAGGAUUUGAUUGAAAGUGAAUUAUACAUCUGGUCUGGAUCUAAUGGCUUCAUGGUUUUCAUCACCACGAAGCAAAGUAGGAAAAAUAAGUUCACACAUUUAGACAAUCAGACAAGACUUGAACUGAGUUGCUAUGUUCAUUUGACACACAACUGACAGUCAUUAUAAGGCAAAGAAGAGCGUCGGGUAAGUUAGGUCCAGGACAUGAAAGAUAAAUGGAUGGGUUGAUGAUGUCAUCAUGGCAGUAUUGUAAUUUUGUCACUUUUUUUUUUUAAUUACAUUGAAUCUUAAGUCAAUAAACAUUUCCAUUUUUUUUCAA